This is a messenger RNA of Oncorhynchus gorbuscha (pink salmon), 3254 nucleotides long. RefSeq lists its product as uncharacterized. The transcript is spliced from 10 exons. NCBI's taxonomy places the organism in Eukaryota, Metazoa, Chordata, Actinopteri, Salmoniformes, Salmonidae. The coding region runs from base 323 to 2677 and encodes 784 amino acids. Gene Ontology annotation, molecular function: protein binding; histone H4K20 methyltransferase activity. The record is from RefSeq and is a predicted model, not a curated record.
CUGCAGCAGUGUUACUCGCAUACCUCAGUGGUUGUUCGCCCAACUUCUGAUACGAGAAUAACAAACAUAAAAAAAAAAAAUCCUCCCUCGGGUCAGUCGUUUUGCUGUGGGAACUAGCUAAUUUGAUUACAUUUGCAGCGUUGAAUCAACGAGGCAACACCAAGAAAUUGUGCUGGGUUUCGGCGGAUCAGCUAGCUACGUAACGUUAGCUGACUCGACAUCUGACAUAGCCAGCUAGCGGCUAGCUAGCAACCACUACGGAUACAAUCUAGCUAACGGCUUUCGUUAUCAAAUACUCCCAGCAUGCUGAUGGUGGGAGGCGAUGGAAGGAUGCAGUAAAAUGAGUGUGAUGGAGCUGUGUGAGACGGAUGAUCUGGCCACCAGCUUGGUGCUGGACCCCUUGCUGGGGUUCAGCACCCAUAAAAUGAACGUCAGUCCCCCCCCAGAGGUCCGUCGUUGGGGCUACCUCAAAGAGACUCUGCUACGCUUCCAACGCACACAUGAUUUACAGGCCACCUUUGAGGCCCUCACAGUGGGAGACUGGGCCUGUGGCUACUUCACUGGACUGGGAACACACCGUCUGGAACUACUGAAACAGCAUGUGUAUCGCUACCUCUGUGCCUUCCUGUUGGAUAGUGGUGUCCAGAUUGAGUCAUGUGACCGAUACUCUUCAGAAACCAACGGAGCAAAGAUAACCUCUACCAAGCACUGGUUUGUAGGUGAGCGGAUGGAGGUUCUGUUGGGUUGUAUAGCCGAGCUGAGUCCAGCAGACAGUGCUGUUCUGAGAGCAGGGGUGAAUGACUUUAGUGUGAUGUACUCCACUCGUAAGCGCUGUGCACAACUCUGGCUUGGGCCUGCGGCUUUCAUCAACCACGACUGCAGACCAAACUGUAAGUUUGUUCCUGGUGAUAAGAAUGGAGGCUGUGUAAAAGUGGUGAGGCCCAUCGCACCUGGGGAGGAGAUCACCUGUUACUAUGGCGACAGCUUUUUUGGAGAAGACAAUGAAAUGUGUGAAUGCUGCACCUGUGAGAGAAAAGGAGAGGGUCACUUCCGACACAGAGAGAGGCAGCCUGGUUGUGAUGACUUUAAUGACCUGUCUGGACAGAAGUACCGCCUCAGAGACACAGACCUUCGUCUUAACAGAGGGAAAGCACCCUGUCCUCCUACAUUUCGCCCUACAUUUACAUUUUCAAAUUCAGCUAUCCCUUCAAGGAAUUCAUUUACCCAGCAGAUGAAGAGAAAUGCUCUGAUGAUGAGCAGGAAGACCAAAAGGUUGAAACAGGAGGGGCAAAGGAGGAUAUCAGGAAUGAAGCAGCAACAGCUGAUAAUGCCAUCCCUAUCAGAGGUGGUGUUGAGGGACCUUCGGGUCCGAGUACGGCGCCACACGUUCAACUUCUUGUUGAGCUGCAAGGACCCCACCAGCAAAGAGAGGGCCUUACUGCACCAGCUUGAACAUGUGGAGACAAAAGACAAGUGGAGGAAGGAACAAGCUGCUCUCUGCUGUACAACCAAAGAGAAUGACAAAAUAGAGAAGAGCAGCAAUACUUGUGAGUUAAACCUGAAGCCUUUCACUCUUCACCCUUCCUUGUCUUCUCAACAGAAUGCUGGAUCAGCAGCUUGUGGACAGAUACUAGGUGGAAAGCCCCUUCGAGUGGUGGAAAAAGUAUCUGUCCAGACAAGGAUCUCUUCCAGAACAAGGAGCAUGAUCAGAAACUGUCACACACGCCAGUCUGUUUCCAGAGCCAAGAAGAACAACAAAAUCAUUUGCAAGCGCAUUGAACUCACCAAACCCAUUUGCAGAAAAAGCAACAGCGCAAGUCCUCAGAAACACAUGGAUAGCUGUAGUGGAAAAGAUGCCACGCACAAUGUUAUCAAAGAUAUUAAUGGAACCAAUUGCAUAACCAUCGAAAAUAACACCAGCAGCAACAACAAUGAUGUGGCAUACAUCAGCAACAGAACAUACACUGGUGGAGGCGGGCCCAAAGGCAGCAAGGCUCAGGAUGCAGAUCAGAAACCAGUGGAUCUGAAAGUGGAAAUCAAAACCAUUGGAGAAUCGGGGACUGAUGGGACACUUGUGGCGAGCAAACCCUCUGGUAAAAGAGUUGAAGUUUGCCAAAGUGCUUUGGACAAAGCCAAGAAGCCUGGGAAUCACCAGAAACCCAUUAGUACUCCCCUUGUCACUACCACCCCUAGCACCAUUUCCCUCUCUUCCCCCUCACUUGACCAUGUUCCGGUAAUGUCAGGACUGAAGCAAGUCACAGUUAGCUUGAUAAGAGUGUCUGUGCCGGGAAGUGUAGCAGAAGAAAGGGCCUGUCCAGGAUUGGAGGGAAAGGGCAUUGUGAGAAGAGAGAGCAGCGUACCAGUGCAAGCAGAACAGAUGGCUAGAUCAGCUACACAGGGAGGAGAGGCAGACACCAGAGUGUCCAGGUCCCAGCAGAAGUCCAUGGAGGAAGCAGGCAGGGAGUUGUUAGACGCUGAAGGGCUUAAAGGCCAGGAUGACCACUGCAAGAGGGACACACAACCGCAGUGCCAGCCCAUAGACCACCCACCAACAUCCCACCAUGCUCCCACAUCAUCCCACUCCUUGAGUACCCCGGUCUCAGACCGUAAGCCCAAAAGACUGAGGCUAGUGGUUACUGAUGGGCUAGUGGAUCUGGACCUCCAGUAUACAGACUGAUUUAUACCUGUUCUUCUCAUCUGACUUUGAUGCAGCUUGUAAUAUAUCAACAUUAUUGUACAGAAUUGUUCAUGAGGAGCAUAUCUCUGCCCUGAUGUUUUUUUUAUACAGGAAUUUACACAGUCUACCUAUCAUUAUGUUUGUUUAAUGGUUACUGGUGUUUGUUCUAAUCCCUCUCUUGGAUACUGUUAUGAUAUGAAUGUCUCAGAGGUUUUAUUGACAUCUGUGUGGAUCGAGUAAUGCUUAUGCUUAACAGUUUUACUUCUAUUUAUUUUGUGAAUACAACCAUCUUAUGUGUCCAGUGAUUUGCAAGAGGAUAAUAUGUAGUGAAUAGAUCUCCAUAAUGCUUUUCUGGCAUGACGUCCUUUCAUAGUCUGUCAUAGCAGAGGUUAGCCUCAAGGUGGGCACAUUGAACCCUCUAGUUAGUAGUAUGUGGAGGCCUUCUUAUUGUACUGUAACAUAGUUGAAUGGGUUGUUCUCUGAAGUUGACAUGUCAGGAAGAUAGGCCUACACAAACUGUUUGCACAUUCUACAACAUGAUUACUUUGACAUAAAAAUGUGUUUUUAAGUUUUAAAA